AUGAUAAUUAGAUCUGCAACUACUUAUAUGAUGCUUCAUGCAAGGACUCCUAAAUAUACAUUUGUAAGAGAAUAAAUCAGAAAGUAUAUUACAUGUAAUCUAUUUAAUAUGUCUUAAAGAUGAACCAAAAGAAUAUUUUCAAUAUCCAUUAAACUGGAAAACAUUUGCAGAUGAACUUAAAGAGAAUACAUAAUCAAGCCAAACUUUAAAAAAAAAAAUAAAGAUUGGUUUUCAUAUAUUUACAAAGUAUUUCAGAUAUUUUUUAUACUUUUUGUUUAAACUGCUUUAUUUCUUAUUAGAUAAUUACAAGAGAUUUAUCAUCUUGGGAAUAAUUUUCUAUUACAUAUGA
Paramecium sonneborni is the source of this 349-nucleotide messenger RNA. The record is from the annotation of a GenBank genome assembly. NCBI's taxonomy places the organism in Eukaryota, Ciliophora, Oligohymenophorea, Peniculida, Parameciidae.